CACGUCCUGCGCUCACAGCAACACAUGAGUGGCUCCAGGGAGUCCGACGAGUUAAGAGGCUGAACAAACUGUCAGAGCGAGAGACACUGACAAUGAGUGUGAAGAGAGAGAGAGAGGACAGGAAACACACGGGAGAACAAGAGACUGAUGAUGACACCACAGGAAAAUUCAAAAGGAGGAGAGCGUCGUCGCCUUCCUGCCGCUCGGACGGGAGCACACACUCCAAGGAGCAUCCACUCCUCUUCAGCAGAGGACAAACCACCACCAGGCCAAGGAGGCUUUGUCAGGAGCGUCAGGCCUCGUCUGCAGUGACCUGUGACUCUGCAAAAAGCAGCUGGUCCAUGGAUCCACCUCGCCACUUCAGAAAAGAAGCUUCAUGUCGAUUCGAUCAACACCAAGAGGACAGCUCAGAGGCUCCUGCUGUCCAGCCUGACCAAGACCUGAUAUUCAAGGCUCUUGAGGAUUUGGUUAUUGCUUUCGUGAGGAGCGAGCUGAAGAGAAUCAGGAUCGACCUGAGUCCGGACAUCCAGGAGGCAGCGGAGAGGCAAAAGCAACAUAAGACAGCAAAGGAAACGGAAACUGCGGAUGCCACAGAGGGAAUCCUGAAGGUUGUUCUGCACUUUCUGAGACAGAUGAACCAGACGGCACUCGCCGACUCACUGGAGAAAAGUCAUUUAGGAGAGCUUGUUGUGUGCCAAAACAAGCUGAAGUCCAAUCUAAAAGCAAGAUUUGAGAAUGUGUUCGAAGGUAUUGCCAAGCAAGGAAACCCAACGCUGCUCAAUAAGAUCUACACAGAGCUACACAUCGUAGAGGGAGGCAGCAGUGAGAUCAACACUGAACAUGAGGUCAGGCAGAUCGAGGCAGCGUCCAGAAGACUCAGAAGUCAGGAGAGAUCGAUCAAAUGUGACGACAUAUUUGAGCCCCUGCCUGGCCAGCAGACACAUGUGCGGACUGUCCUUACAAAGGGCGUCGCAGGGAUCGGAAAAACGGUGUGUACUCAGAAAUUUGCACUGGACUGGGCUGAAGGGAAAACCAAUCAUCGCAUCCAACUGAUAUUUUCACUCCCGUUCCGAGAGCUAAAUUUGAUGAAGGGAAAGAUUUUAAGCUUGACUGAAUUUCUCAACCACUUCUUCCAGGUAACAAAAGGAAUGUCAGACCUCUCCCGUUUUUUUUCAUCUUCAGUUUUGUUCAUCUUCGAUGGCCUGGAUGAAUGCCGGCUUCCUCUGGACUUCAAAAACAAUGAGAUCCUGUGUGAUGUUGCUUUGCCACGCUCAGUGGAUGUGCUGCUGACAAAUCUGAUUAUUGGAAAGCUGCUUCCUUCAGCUCAGGUGUGGAUCACCUCCCGACCAGCAGCAGCCAAUCAGAUCCCAGCAGUAUGCGUGCACCGCAUCACUGAGAUUCGUGGCUUCAGUGACCCACAGAAGGAAGAGUAUAUACAAAAAAAGAUCUGUGAUGAGACCCUGGCAGGCAAGAUAAUCGAUCAUGUAAAGCGAUCAAGGAGCCUUUUCAUUAUGUGCCACAUCCCGGUCUUCAGCUGGAUCUCCUGCACUGUCCUGGAGAAGCUGUUAACUCAGUCAGACGGUGGAGAGAUUCCCAAAACUCUGACCCAAAUGUACGCCCACUUCCUGACCUUCAACAUUCUGGCAAAGCAGGAGAAGUACAGCCGUGGUCCUGUGGAUGGAGUUGGUGCAGAUCUUCAAAUAAACACGGACCAAGAGGUGAUCCUUAAGCUUGGGAGGCUGGCCUACGAUCAGCUGGAAAAAGGCAAGAUAAUUUUCUACGAGGAAGACCUGCAAGAGUGUGGAAUUGACAUCAAAGAAGCGUCUAUGUACUCAGGUGUUUGCACGCAGAUCUUCAAGGAAGAGUGCGGGCCUUUCCAAGAUAAGGUCUUCUGCUUUGUGCACCUUAGCAUCCAGGAGUUCCUUGCUGCUCUGUAUGUGUUGCACACAUUCAACCACACCAAUGCCAAUGUCAUGGUUGGCCAUGAAGACAACAAAGUCCACCUGACCACCGAACAGGCACCUGUCCAACACCCACAAACUGCAUUGUACAGACGUGCUGUAGACAAAGCCCUGGCCAGUGAAAACGGACACUUGGACCUCUUCUUACGCUUCCUUCUCGGUCUCUCUGUGCAGUCCCAUCGCACUCUGGUUCGCGGCCUUCUGAAACAGAGAGGGAACAACUCACAGGCUGCAACAGAUGAAACAAUUGUGUACAUCAAAGAUCGGAUAAGACACAUCCCUUCUCCAGAAAGGUGCAUCAAUCUGUUUUACUGUCUGAACGAGCUCAACGACCGUUCUCUUGUAGAGGAAAUCCAAAGCUACCUGAAGUCAGGAAACCUCCCAGAGUCCAAGCUGUCGCCUGCACAGUGGUCAGCUCUGGUCUUUGUGCUGCUGACUUCAGAGGGUGAUCUGGAUGUGUUUGACCUAAAGAAGUACUCAAGAUCAGAUGAGGGUCUUCUUCGGCUCAUACCAGUAAUUAAAGCCUCCAGAACUGCUCAGUUGAGUGGCUGCAAUCUGACAGAGAGAUGUUGUCAAGUUUUGGCCCAGACUCUGAGCUCUGCUGGUUCCCAGCUCAGGGAACUGGACCUGAGUGACAACGACCUGCAAGACGCUGGAAUCAAGAUACUGUCGACUGGAAUAGCAAGUGCCAACUGCAAACUGGAGAAACUCAAGUUGUCUUUUUGUGGGAUCACCGAGGCCGGCUGUGCUUCUCUAGCUGCUGCUCUGCAGUCAAACCCGUCUCACCUGGCAGAGCUGGACCUGACCUACAACCACCCAGGAGCCUGCGGAGUGAGGCUGCUCGCCACCCAACUCGACGAUCCACGCUUUAAACUCAAGAAACUCAGUGUCGACCAUGACGCAGAGUGCUGGUUAAAGUCUGGCUUGAAAAAAUAUGCCUGUGAGCUCACACUGGAUGUGGACUCGGCGUGUCGGCACCUUCUGUUGUCGGACGGGAACCAGAAGAUGACCCGGGGCAAAGAGGUCCAGCCCUACCCUGACCACCCGGAAAGAUUUAAGAACUGGGGCCAGAUGCUGUGCAGACAGGCUCUGACGGGACGCUGCUACUGGGAGGUGGAAUGGACCGGAACGUCUGCUGGACUCGGCGUUUGCUACAAAGGAAUAAGCAGGAAAGGAGAGGGCAAUGACUGCGUGCUGGGAUACAACGACCAGUCCUGGAGCCUCCGCAUUUACGAUGGCAGCUACAACGCCUGGCACAAAAGAAAAGGUGACCCCAUAACUCCACCGUCCCUGAUCUCCAGCAGAGUCGGGGUGUAUCUUGACUGGCCAGCGGGCACUUUGUCCUUCUACAGCGUGUCGUCAAACACACUGAGCCACCUGUACACCUUCCAGACGAGCUUCAGCGAGCCUGUCUACCCGGGAUUCAGGCUGUGGCACGACGACACCUCGGUGUCUCUGUGCAGAGUGGAAUAGUCACUGAGAAAACAGCUAAAGCCUGGGGAGGAGGAAAUUACUUCUGAAAGGCUACACUUUGCCCUUUGGACUCUGUGGACUUUGUUCUCUGAGUUCUGUUCAUGCUGUGUUCUCCUUGUGUUUUGGUGUAUUUUCCUGUGGCCUCUCUGUGCCAGUCUUGUUUCCCAGUUCCACACCUGUCCUGAGUUGUGCUGAUUAUCCCAAUUCAGGGGCUACAGCCUUCCAAGGCUGCAUUUGAAGGCUGAUUGCAUCACAGUGGCAUGACUAGACUGUCCCAUUUGUAAAUAUUUCAAAGGCUCCUCCAAACACAGCCUCCAUGUGGAGCAAGCAGGCAGAGCAGCAGCUGGACUUCAUAGGAGCAUCCAAACGGUUUUUCUCACAGCAGCAUGGAUGUUGCUGCCUCCUCUGCGAAGCCUGGAGCUGUUCUAAGAUCAACAAAAUGAAGAAAGGCCUGUGUUGUUUCAUUUGCGCAUUGUUGUAAAUAUUGUGCUUACUUUAAAUUACUUUUAUCAUUAUUUAUUACCAUCUGUGUUUAUGUGUUAUUGCUAUUAAUCUAAGCAUGAUGCAUUUUUUAAGGUUUAUUUCAUGUGUAAACUUUAAUGAGUGACUACAUGAACCAGCAGAUAAUAAGAAAUGUACCUGUAGGCCAGCAGAAAUCGCUUUACUCAAAUAAUUCUCCGUCAUCUGGCUCACAGUGUCUUUAUCCAUUAUUUUAUUACUAUUUUAUUAUAUGCAACAUUUCUGUUUAUAAACACAAUGUUUAUGGUGCCAGACAACAGCUGCU
Messenger RNA from Myripristis murdjan (pinecone soldierfish), 4218 nucleotides. Its product is annotated as NLR family CARD domain-containing protein 3-like. The transcript has 12 exons. The record is from RefSeq and is a predicted model, not a curated record. The coding region runs from base 93 to 3434 and encodes 1113 amino acids. Gene Ontology annotation, molecular function: protein binding. NCBI's taxonomy places the organism in Eukaryota, Metazoa, Chordata, Actinopteri, Holocentriformes, Holocentridae.